UAUCAAGUUCUUUAUUCUGUGGUCGUAUCUGGCUACAUUCAGCGUGUAAACAAACCGCAAUGCUAAAGCUGCUUAGUUGACGCCGAUUAAAGGUAAAUAUCACAGAAGUAACAAUCAGAAUGAUUGCAUUCGGUGUUACUGUAGAUUCAAAGUUGGCUUGUGCGUGGCAACCAUUAUAAGGAAGCGCAGCGAUUCAUUACACCGCAUUAUCCACAACUAGAGGUUUGCAAGAUUCGGUCUCAACUUUGUUUCAUUUUAGAGCGCAUGACGAUGGUUUAAAUGCACGACCCCGCUUCGUCGUGUACGAUCUCGGUUGAUGCAAGAACGGGCAAAGACUGGACGACUAGUGUUGCGACGUCGUUAUUCCUCGCCGUUUGUUUAUGCCAGUGUCUUGGAACAGCAAGUCUCUCGUACUGCGAACAGUGAAGUAUCUGACAGCGGUUGAUUAUAAAGGCAAUGUGGCUGUCAGGGUUGAUCGAUUUGACCGAGGUGUCCCAUCACUGCUUCCAAGGGAACAGGGCUGUUUGUAUUUAAAAGGCCGCCCAUUGCCAUCACAAGGGGCAGAGGACAGCACUCGUGUGGCAGAAGCAAGAAAGGCGUGCACGCACUUGGGGAAACAUAUCCGAUCAUGCGACUGCGUUCCAGCAAUAGCCGGAGCCAGCCACAGCCUUCUGCAGGACACGGCGCUUCAGUUGGUAAAAGAAGAAAAGGUGCUGCUACCGGCCGUAGGAAGCCAGUUGCCAAAAAUCAGGUGCAGCAGAUGGACAGAGCAAGCUGGGGCAUGCAUGAAGUCGCUUGAAAAUAAUCGGGCCUCACAGCGAAGUGAAAGAAGGGACGACAACACUUGCAGCUUGGCUGGCGGCUCCCAUCGGCAGCCAUUAUGGCCUAAACCACCAAACAGAAGUAACUUGGAGGUGGUACCCACCACGAAAGAGCACAGUACAAACAUCAGCAUCAUGACCAGCUUGUCAACGCCUGAUAAUAGUGUGAACGCUGAGGCGACCCUUGGCUCUGAAAGUUCAGCAUUAACUCUGGUACAGGUACAUCUGCUUCAGCCCCCUGAUGUUGAACCAGUUGUUCAGAAUACAUCGUCCAUCACUGAGCGUAAAAAAAAGCACCGGAUCCCUGCGAUAACAAGUGAUCUGCCAUCAACAUCUGCAGUCAGUACUACAGCACAGUCUGCCUCAGUGAACUUGACUGCCAAGCCUCUCCAACAACCUCUCCCGUUUGCCAAGAAAGUAAAGAUACUUGCCGACGUACGUGCAGGAAAGCUCAGCAAGGCUGAAAUUGUGUUCAAGUACCACAUACGUUGGGCUGUCUUAUACGAAGUCAUAAAGGCUGCGAGUGAAAUAGACGCCGCACUAAAGUGCCAUGGCUUGACGCCUGAAAAACGUGACUCACAUCUGGUGUCGGAAGCUCAUGGCUUCGAGGGCAAGCUCAAUACUACCAAGGCACAGGAGAGCCCAGAGGGAAUCUCAGCAACUCCUGGGGCAUUCUUCGUGUCAGAAGACUUGUACUUCAACCCUCCAAAGAAGCGCAGUAGGCAACCGGGUUCAAGACAUAAGAAAUGCCUUCUGCCUUUAGAUGUCCAGAGUGCAUCCCUAGAAACUGCAGAGACGAAUGUUGAUAACCUCGAUGUUGCAAGUCCAAUGUCCACCACGAUUAAGGUGGGAAAAGCUGGGCGCAGUAAGAGAAAGAAGAGAGCAAAGCCCGUAGGAAGAACUAUGCAUACUGUGUCCACACAGACAGUGUCCUCAUCCGGAAGAGGGUCACUGAUCACGUUCCUGUCGACUACGAAUGGUGCUGAUGCAAUGACUCAAGUCAACCACAGACGUCAGGCUGAUAAGGGUUCUGGAACAGCAACACAACAGUUCCAGAAACUGUCACCUGAUCUGAACACAGAAGGGGACUGCAAAGGCCUGUUCCCACCAGAGUUCUCACGGCACUUUCGUAAAGUGGACGACAAUGACUUCAAUGCGGCUUGCAUUGAAGACGAUACUGUUCGUUGGCCGCGGGCUCCUCCUACACCGCAACCGAAACUGGUCGACUCUGCGAGCUCCUCGGCACCUACAGAGUCAUCCGGCUUCAGUCUUUCAAAAGUCAAGCAAGAAGUCGUUCAAGGCAGUGACACUGAAGAAAUUGUGUUUGAUCCCCUUGUUGUGCCAAAGCAAGAACCUUGUUCGCCACAAGGGGGAGACUGUGAUGACUUUGUUAUGGAGUGUGACGAAGACGUCGAACACAGUGGUAAACAAAAUUUUCAGCUUCCUCCGCAUGACGUCAUUAAUGCCAUGAGCCAGUGGGACGAUGUCAAUGUAAAGCGUGAACCCUCCUCACUGUAGUGCAAUGUGGACCAAAUGAUGAUUUUUAGAGGAUGUCACAGCCAACAUGAAGUAAGCUUUAAAAAAAAAGACUUGUGUGGAUGGAAUCAAUGGUACAAUGUUAUCAACCUGCUGGAGAAUCCUUCGGUAUUCUUUUUGUUCUUAUUUAUGGAGUGACUAGUACUGGUUUAUAACGUUUUAAUUCUUUAGUUUAUGGCCUAAACUUCAGUUUGUAUUGGAGAGCAUACUUGAAAAAUGUUACUUUUCAAUUGUUCGCGAUUCAUUGCCCGACUUGAGUGCCUCUUCUUUUCCACACCUAAAAUAAAGACAUUACACGGUGGGUUGUGGUGACAUAAAAAAAUUCAGGCGCUUUCUUUUAAGCAUGGAAAAAUGACCUACCAAAAGAGUAAUUCAUCGUAUGCCCCUGAAUAGAGUAGAACCCCAUAAUUAUGUGGUAAACGUGGAAAACGAAAAACGUAACCGUGAGGAAGAUUGCAAAUCGCCACAGCAAGAACAUCAGGAACAGUGGCUGCCAGUGCAGUUAUAUCUCUCAUUGCUUCUACUGUAACCAGAAACGGCACAUGCGCACUUGUAUAAUUAGGGGACACAUACAGUGAUCUGUGACAGUGGCCCCUACUGCAGUAUUUUGUGUGUGCUUCACUGCGUAACACAGUUCUCCUGCACUGAAGCUGACUAAAGAGACCAGCAAUUCAGAAAUGCAAAUAAGACUUACAGGCCCCAAAGUAAAUGUAGCCCUGUACUCGGAAGAAUUGGCCAAGUGUGCGUGAUUCCCGGCAGGUUUUAAUUUAUGCACAUUUUUUUCAGUUGCUUCGCCAACUGCUAUGUGCACGCUUUUUCCCAGUGUUUGUGCAGCUCCUGCUUGUGCAACUUUGUCCGUUUAUGCGUUUAUGGCAAACUUCGGUCACUUGUUGCAAUAAAUUCGUAGCUUGUGGCAACGAACGGGUUGUUUGUUGCAACAUGCGAGAGCCAAUUUCUCUCUGCACCGUUAUAUUUACGUGCCGGCCACUUCCAAAUCCACUUAAGGUGGGGGAACAUUACAGAAUGAUGCUGUAUCAAAUGGGAACAUAAUACACAGGAGUCAGCAGAAUUUAGGUCGGCACCAUGAUAACUCACUGCAACAGCGAGGAACGUAUCAACAGGGUUUUACUGUAUGAAGUUUUUGAAUGCACUCUGCAAACCUUGUAUGGAGCCUUGUGGUCCUAAUGUUAAUAACUAGUUUGUAAUUUAGAAUAAAAACAGGAACAGCGCAACACAGGACGAGCGAUUAAACACGACAGAGCGCUGACUACCAACCAAAUGCUUUAUUUGCAGAAGCAGCAUAUAAAUACAUCAACAAAUACAGUUUGUAAUUUGUUCUUCAAGCUUACCUUGAAAUAAAGUGGGAGCAGAAGUGAUAUUUAGGAAGCACCUAUAGAAUACAGCCUACAAAAGUAGACAAAGGACAGUUUCAUAUGUGAUGUGUGCCAUCUGUAUAAUAAAAUAAUUUCUGAAGAUGUUUA
Molecule: messenger RNA, 3838 nt
Organism: Dermacentor andersoni
Lineage: Eukaryota; Metazoa; Arthropoda; Arachnida; Ixodida; Ixodidae
Source: RefSeq, a predicted model, not a curated record